Amphibalanus amphitrite is the source of this 1281-nucleotide messenger RNA. RefSeq names its product adenine phosphoribosyltransferase-like. Bases 163 to 735 code for a protein of 190 amino acids. Lineage: Eukaryota; Metazoa; Arthropoda; Thecostraca; Balanomorpha; Balanidae. The record is from RefSeq and is a predicted model, not a curated record. Gene Ontology annotation, biological process: AMP salvage; adenine salvage. The transcript is spliced from 5 exons. Gene Ontology annotation, cellular component: cytoplasm. Gene Ontology annotation, molecular function: adenine binding; adenine phosphoribosyltransferase activity; AMP binding.
ACUGCUUGUGAAUGUUAUGUGCUGCGUGUAUGCUGCAUUUGUUAUAGAUGUUGCCUAGCAAUUUGUUACUAAUUCACUUUCAGCCGGGAAUGUCCGAGAACUAGCUGAAAGAUUUGAACAGAAAAUUAUUGAAGGGGUGGGGAGGUGUGGAGUGAGAUUGGUAUGCUGAAUCAUCAGAGUAGGCACUCAAACAUGCCUGCCAAUCUUGAGGAAAAGAUCAACAUUGUGAAGGCUGCCAUUACCUCUCAUCCUGACUUUCCAAAGAAAGGUGUUAUCUUCAGGGACAUAUUCGGCGCGCUGCUGCAGCCGGCGGCGUUCGCGGCGCUGCGGGACGUGCUAGUGGCGCACGCGCGCCAGCUGAGUCCGCGCCCGGACGCGGUGGUGGCUCUGGACGCGCGCGGGUUCCUGUUCGGGCCGCUGAUAGCGCUGGAGCUCGGCGUACCCCUGGUACCCGUCCGCAAACGGGGCAAACUGCCGGGCGCCGUGCGCAGCGUCCAGUACCAGCUGGAGUACGGACAGGACACCUUUGAGAUGCAGGAUGGGCGCAUCAGCAAAGGCCAGAACGUGCUAAUUGUUGACGACCUGCUGGCGACCGGAGGCACCAUGUCGGCAGCCUGCCGGCUGGUCUCCGAGGCCGGCGGCACGGUUCUCGGCUGCCUGGUCAUCAUUGAACUGGCCGAGCUAGGUGGACGGCAGAAGGUGCCGGCGCCCGUCACUGCACUGCUCGAGUUCUGAUCCCAGGCUCUGAGAGACGGUGGCAGAGGUGUCCUAGGUUUUGCCAGAGCCCUAUGGGCCUUGGUGGGUGGCUGACGAGGACUGACCGCAGGGAUCGAGCCAGGGAUAUCCGAGAUGGACCCCUGCGGGGUGCGAUGGGGCGAUAUUUUGACGGGUGCGGUCUGGGAAUGAUGUGAUUUGCUCAUGUUUUGGGCUCGUAGAGACGACAGUGUCGCUGUUCGUAGCAUUACGGCCAAUGGUAUAAUGUCGGUAGCAACAGUGCCAUACGUCAAGGGUUUUUAGGUGCACUGCCAUGAUCUACGAAGUGCUAACGCAUUAUUGCAUUGUUUGUAAUGACUGAAGGUGCUUUAUGCACAGCGAGUGCAAUACUGACAUUUCCAAUCGCUAGGGGCGAAUUCUUCCACUGAUCGAUGCAUUCCACACAAAUGCCUUGAAUUUUAUACACCCGUUUGUUUGAUGUACUUGUAUACCUGUUCGUUUGAUACGUUUGGUAUUGUAUUUUGAAGUGAGCCUGGGUACAAUACAUAGCAUGAACGAGUAUGCCAA